Molecule: messenger RNA, 1144 nt
Organism: Phymastichus coffea
Lineage: Eukaryota; Metazoa; Arthropoda; Insecta; Hymenoptera; Eulophidae
Gene: Ssu72
Product: RNA polymerase II subunit A C-terminal domain phosphatase SSU72
Exons: 6
Coding region: 215-802 (195 amino acids)
Biological process (GO): termination of RNA polymerase II transcription
Cellular component (GO): mRNA cleavage and polyadenylation specificity factor complex; nucleus
Molecular function (GO): RNA polymerase II CTD heptapeptide repeat phosphatase activity
Source: RefSeq, a predicted model, not a curated record
CCGGUGUCGUCGGCGAUUCACGCUAUUCACAGAGUUGUCGGGUAGUGUUUUUGACUGGUCGCGGCGUGUACAGCGUUGCACCUUACACGGUUCUUUUAUAGGUUAUAGCUAUAGGUUUUCUUGAUAUGCAGUGUCAUGUUAUUUUACUAUUUACAAGAAAUUUUACUUAAAACAUGCGUUGGAAAGAAGGGAGAAGUAUGAACCGUAAAACAUAAUGCCAUCCUCAAACUCCCUUAGUAUAGCUGUAAUAUGCUCAAGUAAUAUGAACCGAAGUAUGGAGGCUCAUGCUUUUCUUAGCAAAAAAGGUUUUAAUGUAAAAUCAUUUGGAACAGGUGAUAAAGUUAAAUUACCUGGCAAUGCUCCAGAUCGUCCAAAUGUAUAUGAUUUUGAUACAACAUAUGAAGAAAUUUAUAAUGAUUUAUUAUUGAAAGAUAAACAAUACUACACGCAAAAUGGCCUAUUAAACAUGCUGGAUCGUAAUCGUAGAAUUAAAGCUAAGCCAGAAAGGUUUCAGUUAUCAAAAGAUAAAUUUGAUAUUCUGAUAACUUGUGAAGAACGGGUAUAUGAUCAAGUAAUAGAAUGUAUGGAGUCACGGAAACAAGAAGAUAAUCAGCCUGCUCAUUUAAUAAAUAUUGAUAUUCAAGAUAAUCAUGAAGAAGCAACUGUUGGAUCUUUUCUAAUAUGGGAAUUGGUUUCAGUGUUGGCAAAUAGUGAUGAUCUUGAUAAUGACAUUGACGAACUUUUGCAUGAAUUUGAAUCGAAGUUUGAUAAGACAAUACUGCAUACAGUGUUGUUUUAUUGAAAAAAUAGUUUUAAAUGAUCAUACUGCUAAAAAGUGCAGAGAUCACAUUUUAUGUCUAAACAAUCAUACUAAAGACUGUAAAUCGAUGAAUUUUUGCUUCAACAAUAGUUGAAAGGUCAUAAAUGAAUGGAAACAUUAAUAAUACAUCGUUUUUAAGUGAUAGCUUAUUGAUAUUGUCAAGGAAAUUAAUUUAAAUCCAUGAUAAAUGAAGUUAAAUAAUUGUACAAAAUGCUCUAUUGUAAUAUACAAAAUGAAUUUUAAUUUCAUAUGUAUGUAUAUACAUUAUUUACAAAUGUAUUUACUUGCAUAUAUGUUAAAAAUGGUCUAUAAACAUGUGGAUGA